GGAGCAGCUCCGGGGCCUCCUUUGGACUCUUCCCUCCCUGUGCUGGGGACCUGGGCACACCUGGGCCCCAAGGAUGUGUCCCAAACUCCCAGAAGAAGCUCGUUAGAACAGGAUGCGGUUGGAGAAAGGAGGAACACGAAGCUGGGGCAGCACCUCCUGGGGCUGCUUCCCUUCUGCUCCGUGGAGAUAAGGAAAGUAGGAAAAUGCAGGGCAGGAAUGGAGUCAGGAAAGGGGCACAGAGUGUCAGACAAAGAUUGAUCCAGGAGAGGUGGCUCAAGAGCCCCAAAGCCCCUUUCCAGAAAGCUCUGGGGGAAGGGACUGUGCAUCCUCAUCAUUUACAUGAAAAAGGAGAAACCUAAUUCCAGGGGGAAAAUGUGCCCUCAGGACAGGAUCAGUGCUGGAGCCAGGUUUGGUGAUCUCCUCCCCUUUCCCAUCUGAUCUCCCUCUCUCUCUUCCCUCUUUUCUUUUAUUCUUUUAUUUCUCUUAUUACCAGAAGAUAAAGGAAAAAAUACCGAUUUCCAUGCUGAGUGUUUAAUUUAAUAAUCAAGCUCUGUGAGCUUUUUUUGGACCUUCUGAUCCUCGGUCCUUUUUAACCACGGGCAUCCUCAAACCUCGGGACCUCCUUCUUUUCGGAGCAGGAUGCAGCAGGGAUGGUUUAUUCCCUUUUUCAGUGUUCCUGUCCAAAGGAAUUCAGUUCCUCUCUGAAUGACACCCCUGAGACUCCUCUGAUAUAAUGGGGGAUCCCUUGGCACAUCCCAAACUUUCGUUUUUUGGGAAUUAUUUGUCUCUCAGCCCUGUGCUGUGUGCUGGAUAACCUUUGGAGCUCGGCAUCCCUUGUGGACACACAAAUGAAGCCCAUGGCUGUGUGCAUACCACAGGGGAUAAUUAAAUGUAAAUCUGCAUAUUCAGGGGGCAUUAAGCUGAUUUUAAAGCUUUUUUUUCCCUUUCAGAUCGUUGAUUUGAGGAGGCUGAGACAGAACUGGCUCCUCUCUGUGAGAAAUUCAGUCCCGUGUUUCACUCAGCCACCUCAGCUCCUCCUCUUUGCCAAAACCAUGGGGGUUUUGGAGAAAUUUAGACCUGUUUGGGACUGUGUUUGAUUAGGAACUCCCUAAACUUUCUCCCUGGUGUGUUUUUUGGGGGGUUUUCCCCCAUUCCUGGUGUGUGACCAUGGUUUGUUGUGCGGCCCUGAACUGCCGGAACGCCACAAGCGGGGCCUACAAGAACAGCUCGGUCAGUUUUUAUCGAUUCCCCCUCCAAAACAAACCCCUCCUGAGACAGUGGAUCCAAAACAUGGGCAGGGACAUGGAGACCCCCUCCAAAUACCAGUGCCUGUGCUCGGAGCAUUUCCAGGAGAGCUCCUUCAAGACGGAUCCUCUGAAAAUCGGCAAGAAACGGCGCCUGCUGAAGGAAGCUGUUCCCAACAAAUUCAUCCUGGGGGAAGAUGGGACCUGGCUCGUGGGGACCCCACAGGGUUUUGGUGAUGUGAUGAUGAGCAGCAAAUCCCGAAAACGGAUCCGGAAUUCCGAGCCCUGUGGGGUCCCUGGGAUGUUUCCUCAGUGGCCACGUCUGCAGGAUUGGCAGAAUGAAUUUUAUAAGCUACUGCUGAAGGAGAAGUAUGGAUCUUUGAUCACACUGGGAAAAGGCCACAGUGAUGCCACGAUCCAGGCUGCAGGAGGCACACAACUGCACGGAUCAUCCUCGGGAGCAUCCCGAGCCCCUCACCAGGCAGAAACAUCGGGGAACCGCCACAAUCCGGCCAGAAAUCCCCUGGGAAUCGGGAGUGGGAACAGCAUCCUGGCAGGGCAGGAGCUGGAUGAGUUCAGGAGGUUCCUGCAGUACCACCAGGGCCGGCCUGAGGAGGCGGCGGUGCCGUGGUUUAUCUGCGCCGAGUGCGGGAGGAGCUUUGCCCGCCACGCGUACCUGCUGCGCCACCAGCGCACCCACGCCCCUCCGAGGGGAAACCCACCCUCCACACCCACCUCGGGAUGUGUUCCCUCAUCAUCCACGUGCCACAAACCUGCCUGGGGUAAAGCUUUGCACUCAGCUGCCAAAAAUCCUGCUCUGCCCACAGGUGGGGGUUUAUAGCCCUGCGUGGAUUCGGGUGGAGUUGGGAAAUAAGGCGGUUUUGGUGAUUCGAUUCACUGCUGGCCUAAUGGUCAUUGGUUCAGACCUGGAUCAUCCCUGUUAUUCUUACCAUGCUCCUCCUUGGAGCAGGAGUUGGAUAGGGCAGCAUUGGCUGUACCAAAAGGGGAGUUAAAAAAACCUGGUGCACCAAGCAACACGUGCUGGAGAGCAUCCAGAGUAGCACAGAGAAACACUGCAAGAUUUCAGGGAUGAAAAAUGAAGAUUUGGGAAUAGGAUUGUAUGAUAAUGUUUGAGGUGACAGAUUCUGGGCAUUAUUUCCCCACUUUUGCUGCUUUUCCUUUACUGUACCUGUAGAACUAACUCUAUUUUUGGGUUCUGUUUUUAUAUUGACCCCAUGUUUUCCUGUGGGGUGAGAUGCUGCUUUGGUCUGUGAAAUUCUGUGGGGAAAAACCCAUGGAUACAUUCUCAAUGUGUGUAAAGUGUGUCAGUGAUGUUUCUCUGGGAAGUGGAAAUGCAGCAGGGAGAAGGGAGAGGAGAGGAGGGGUGGCCUGUGGAGGCAGCACAUGCAGAUUUUGUGUUUUCUCCCCACGUGCUGGUGGUUUUCAGCAUUUUUGAAUAUUCCAGUUGAGUGCCAAGAGGGAAAAUGUGUUGCCUCCAGUUGGAGGGGUGUCCUCAGUCACAGACUCCAUCUGGAAUGAAGUCUCUGGGCUCAGCAGCCCCUGAGGAGCAGCAGAGAACAUGCAGCUGGUGCUGUGCUGGAGUUCCACAAAUUCUGAGCAGGACUGGGAAAACACACGUGGCCCCAAAGCAUCCUGCCCCACCCCAGGUACAGAAAUAAUGUCCCAAAAACAUUUUGGCGCUGGCUUCUCAUUGUUUCCUUCUCCUAAGUGAAGUCCUGGGGUUGGCUUUGCUUUUAUUCCUCAUAGAAUCCCAGAUUGGAUUGGAAGGGAUGUUAAAGCUCAUCCCAUCCCACCCCUGCCAUGGCAGAGACACCUCCUGCUGUCCCAGGGU
Messenger RNA from Parus major (Great Tit), 3096 nucleotides. RefSeq lists its product as uncharacterized. Bases 1168 to 2085 code for a protein of 305 amino acids. The transcript has 3 exons. Lineage: Eukaryota; Metazoa; Chordata; Aves; Passeriformes; Paridae. The record is from RefSeq and is a predicted model, not a curated record.